Capsella rubella is the source of this 1506-nucleotide messenger RNA. RefSeq names its product transcription factor GTE1. The coding region runs from base 94 to 1251 and encodes 385 amino acids. NCBI's taxonomy places the organism in Eukaryota, Viridiplantae, Streptophyta, Magnoliopsida, Brassicales, Brassicaceae. The transcript has 9 exons. The record is from RefSeq and is a predicted model, not a curated record. Gene Ontology annotation, molecular function: protein binding. Gene Ontology annotation, biological process: regulation of DNA-templated transcription. Gene Ontology annotation, cellular component: nucleus.
CGUUAGCUGACAUCUCUUCCGUCUUCUUCUUUUAACUCCGACAUGUCUUUCUGAAUCCUUCGAAAACUUCUCGUGAGUCACUACUCUUCUCUAAUGUCUGUACAUGUAAAGGAGGAACCUGUGCUUGUGUCAAACUGCGAGGUUGAGAAUUCGGAGCUUGCCAUUUUCAAUGAUGGAAAUGGGGAAAGUGAGCUUGAGGAUUUUGGGACAUGCGUAGAUGAUAUUACUGAAAGAGUUAGUCAGCUUGAGCAAAAAGUUGUGGAGGUUGAACACUUUUACUCUAGCAAAGAUGGAGCAGCUCAAACUAAUACUUCUAAGAGUAACUCGGGAGGGAAAAAGAUUGCUAUUUCUCAACCAAAUAUCUCGAAAUGUAACUCAGCUGGGAAAGAUAAGAUAAAGGCAAAACAUGUUUCCAGCCCUGAACUUAUGCGUCAAUUUGCUACAAUGUUUCGUCAGAUUGCUCAAAAUAAAUGGGCAUGGCCGUUUAUGGAGCCUGUUGAUGUUAAAGGACUUGGACUCCAUGAUUAUUACAAGGUUAUAGAGAAGCCAAUGGACUUGGGAACGAUCAAAAAGAAAAUGGAUGGUUCGGAGUAUAGCAAUGUCCGGGAGAUAUAUGCUGAUGUUAGACUAGUUUUCAAGAAUGCGAUGAAAUAUAACGAAGCAAAAGAAGAUGUCUAUGUGAUGGCUGAAUCUCUGUUGCAGAAAUUUGAGGAGAAAUGGAUUCAGAUAAUGCCUAAACUUGUAGAAGAGGAAAAGAAACAAGCUGAAGAAGAAGCUGAGGAGUAUGCGAGUAAACAGCUUACUCUGGAGGCUGCACAAGCGGAAAUGGCUAGGGAUUUAAGCAAUGAACUAUAUGAGAUCGAUCUGCAGCUGGAGAAACUCCGUGAAUCAGUAGUUCAUAGAUGCAGAAAACUGUCUACGCAAGAAAAGAAGGGACUUUCUGCAGCUCUAGGUCGACUCUCUCCUGAGGAUCUGUCAAAAGCGUUAAAAAUGGUUUCGGAGAGCAACCCGAGUUUCCCGGCUGGAGCACCAGAAGUUGAGCUUGACAUCGAUGUUCAGACUGAUGUUACCUUGUGGAGAUUGAAGGUGUUUGUGCAAGAAGCGUUGAAAGCAGCUAACAAGAGUUCUGGAGGAACAAACGCUCAAACCAAUAACAAUACUGGAGAGAUCAACAAGAACAAUGCGAAAAGACGGAGAGAGAUCUCUGAUGCAAUUAAUAAAGCUUCAAUUAAAAGAGCUAAGAAGGCCUGAAUCUUUCCUCUGUGUUUUAUCGAGCCCCCCUCAAGGAACAAAAUGAGUUUGGUGAACACCACCAAUCUAAAUUAGAGACUUCGCAGUUCCAUUGCGCAUGUUGUGUUUCAAAUGUUCAGCAGUGUAAAAAAGAAUGAAUGUGAAAAAAAAAAUCUAUGUGAGAAAAAAAAGAUUUACGUGAGAAAAGAAAAUCUAAUGUACGAGAUUUAAAAUGUGACUCUUUGGUGGAGAAUCCACAAAAGUAGUUUAAGGUAA